AAACCUUUGAAGCUUUUCUUUAGCUGGUCGGCGAUAAAUCUGCCUUCGGUCUCCUUGCAACGACAUCGCUUCCCACACCCAUCGCGAGUCGACAGACCGGUAUUGAGACAACAUGCAACCUAUCAUAAGCCGUGCUGUGUGUCGGUCAGCGGCCGGCGCAAAGCCCCUGCUCAGCUUGAGGAGCGCAACAAGAUGUGCUACCGCUGUUCUUCGCUCCAGCUCGCGGGUGCCUACGCCAAAUGGCAGAGCAUACAGCAUUGCAACCGUGGCCACUUCCCGUCGUCUACGAAGGGCUGUUACCUCCGAGCUGCACUUCAGCAAUGCCCGCCGAGGCUAUGCAUCUGACUCAUACCCACCUCAUACGAUUCUGAACAUGCCUGCACUUUCACCCACUAUGACUGCUGGAAACCUGGGACAGUGGCACAAGAAGAUUGGGGACGAGAUUCAGCCUGGGGAUGUUCUCGUGGAGGUCGAGACCGACAAGGCCACCAUGGACUUUGAAUGUCAAGACGAGGGUUUCCUCGCAAAGAUCUUCAUCGAUGCUGGCACAAAGGAUGUCGAUGUGAACAAGCCGAUCGCUAUCCUUGUGGAGAACAAGGACGAUGUUGGCAAGUUUACUGAGUACAAGCUUGAGGAGAGCUCUGAUGCCCCAGGGGAGCCAAAGAAGGUGGAAAGCCCGCCAAAGAAGGAGGCCAAGGACGAGCAGAAGGAGGUGAAGAGGGAAACGAAGGAGGAGAGCGCUCCCGCGACUGCUCCAAGUUCGAAACCUGCCAGCUCUGGUGAUCGUAUCUUCGCCAGUCCACUCGCAAAACAACUGGCAGCCGAGAAGGGGAUAGAUCUUGGCAGCAUCCAGGGAACCGGACCUAACGGACGCAUCGUCAAGGAUGACGUGCUGAACUUCAAACCUUCCGCUGCAACGAAGCCUGGUGCGGCAUCGCCUACGUCCGCCCCUGCUGCUCCUGCUCCCGGGGCCAGCUACGUUGACAUCCCUCUCUCGAACGUUCGCAAGGUCAUCGCCUCUCGCCUCCAGGAAUCGAAGCAACAAAUCCCCCACUACUACCUGACACAAGAAAUCAACGUGGACAAGAUUCUGAGGCUUCGUGAGCUGUUGAACAGCCAGGCCAACGGAAAGUACAAGCUUUCCGUGAAUGACUUUGUCAUCAAGGCUUCUGCCUUGGCGUUGAAGGCUGUCCCAGAAGUUAACAGCUCGUGGCAAGGAACAUCUAUCCGACAAUUCACCAACGCCGACAUUGCUGUUGCCGUUGCUACUGAAACCGGUUUGAUCACGCCUAUUGUCCACAGAGCCGAGGGCGUCGGGCUAUCCCACAUUUCCGCAAAGGUGAAGGCCCUGGCCGAGAAGGCACGCGCCAACAAACUGCAGCCCAACGAAUACCAGGGCGGAACAUUCACCAUCUCCAACCUGGGCAUGUACGGCAUCUCGCACUUCACCGCGAUCAUCAACCCACCACAUGCCGCUAUCCUGGCCGUCGGCGGUGCCCAGGACAAACUGGUUCUUGAUGACACCACCGAGAAGGGUUUCAGGACCUCUAAGGUCAUGAACGUGACGCUCAGCUGUGAUCACCGUGUCGUCGACGGCGCCGUUGGCGCCAAAUGGUUGGGUGUUUUCAAGAGCUACCUGGAGAACCCGUUAACCAUGCUGCUCUAGAGCACUGGGCACCUCGUUUCAUCGUGGUUUGAUAUCCCAUCCAUUCCAUGUGUACAUUUGUUCCUUUCCGAUCGCUUCUCAUGCCAUCUUUCUGUUACGCUCUGCAUGAUACAUAUCCCAAUUACACAGUUCUACAGACCUUGAAAUACGUAUAAGAUAUGUGCGGAACAGCCAGCCGUCAAUGUCCGCGGGUCCCGCACCCACCGACUACCCCAACUUUGAAGGGUUUC
Fimicolochytrium jonesii is the source of this 1896-nucleotide messenger RNA. RefSeq names its product 2-oxoacid dehydrogenases acyltransferase-domain-containing protein. Gene Ontology annotation, biological process: pyruvate decarboxylation to acetyl-CoA. The transcript is spliced from 10 exons. NCBI's taxonomy places the organism in Eukaryota, Fungi, Chytridiomycota, Chytridiomycetes, Spizellomycetales, Powellomycetaceae. The coding region runs from base 113 to 1666 and encodes 517 amino acids. Gene Ontology annotation, molecular function: dihydrolipoyllysine-residue acetyltransferase activity. The record is from RefSeq and is a predicted model, not a curated record. Gene Ontology annotation, cellular component: pyruvate dehydrogenase complex.